Oryctolagus cuniculus (rabbit) is the source of this 786-nucleotide messenger RNA. RefSeq names its product kallikrein 1 (gene KLK1). NCBI's taxonomy places the organism in Eukaryota, Metazoa, Chordata, Mammalia, Lagomorpha, Leporidae. Gene Ontology annotation, biological process: zymogen activation; regulation of systemic arterial blood pressure. Gene Ontology annotation, cellular component: secretory granule. The record is from RefSeq and is marked provisional. Gene Ontology annotation, molecular function: serine-type endopeptidase activity.
AUGUGGCUCCCGGUUCUGUGCCUCGCCCUGUCUCUGGGGGGGACUGGCGCCGCGCCCCCGCUCCAGUCCCGGAUCAUAGGCGGCUGGGUAUGCGGGAAGAACUCCCAGCCCUGGCAGGCGGCUCUGUACCACUACAGCAACUUCCAGUGUGGGGGCGUCCUGGUGCACCCCCAGUGGGUGCUCACAGCCGCCCACUGCUUCAGCGACAACUACCAGCUCUGGCUGGGUCGCCACAACCUGUUUGAGGACGAGGCGGAAGCCCAGUUCAUCCAAGUCUCCGGCAGCUUCCCGCACCCCCGCUUCAACCUGAGCCUCCUGGAGAACCAAACCCGUGGUCCGGGCGAGGACUACAGCCACGACCUCAUGCUGCUGAAGCUGGCGCGUCCCGUGCAGCUCACCAACGCCGUGAGGGUGCUGGAGCUGCCCACGCAGGAACCCCAAGUGGGGACGUCCUGCCUCGCCUCGGGCUGGGGCAGCAUCACACCGAUAAAGUUCACUUACCCAGAUGAGCUCCAGUGUGUGGACCUCAGCAUCCUGGCUAACAGCGAGUGUGACAAAGCCCACGCCCAGAUGGUGACAGAGUGCAUGCUCUGUGCUGGCCACUUGGAAGGCGGCAGAGACACCUGCGUGGGCGACUCAGGGGGCCCGCUGGUCUGCAACAAUGAGCUGCAGGGCAUCACGUCCUGGGGCCACGUCCCAUGCGGCAGCCCCAAUAAGCCUGCCGUGUUCACCAAAGUGCUGUCCUACGUGGAGUGGAUCCGGAACACCAUAGCCAACAACCCCUGA